GCUUUGCUAUAAUCUCUGCGUUUUACAAAUUAAACUUGUUUAUUUUGUAGCUUUUAUUAAAAUGGAGGACUUUUGCCGAACUUGUGGCAAAACAGUGAAUGAAGAAAGUUGCAUCAACAUAUUUUCACCCCAGAGGCGACGACUAUUACAUUGCGUGCGCAAUAUUACAAAUUGUUGGGUGGAAAAUGUUACCGGCUUUCCAAUUUAUAUUUGCGAGGACUGUCAAAUUCUGGUAAAGAAGGUAAAUACCUUCCGUAAGCGCUGCACAAAGAUCGAAGCUUUUCUAACUAAACGGAAAGCCAAAUUGAGCUCAAAUAAUGAUAUUUCGCCAGUAAAAUCAAUUCAUAGUAAGAUUUCCGAUCCGCUUCGAAUUGAGGCUGUGGAUGCUGAUGUUAAUAUUAAAAGGGAGACAAGAACCACCCAAGACAUGCAAUCUGAUGAUUUGCUUAAUGAGCUUCACGAUGAUACCGGAGAAAUGAACGAAUGUUUUAGAGAUCAACCGUAUUCCGAUGACUGUGCUGGUAUAUCAUUCGAUGACGAUAUUGAAGAACAACCCAGUAAGGACUCUCUCACUGCUCGCACUGAAGCUCAAUCGAAACCUUCAGUCAGCAUUGACCCGAAUACAAAAGCGAAAAAUAGCACCCGCAAAUACACUAUGCGCGUAGGAAAGCGAACUAUGUACAUAAAACUAACAAAUGAGAAGCAGCCGAAGCGCAUUGUAGACCGGGAACGACAAUGGGCCUCUGCGCGCCCCUGUAUUUGUGAGCACUGUGGCCGCCAAUUCAAAGAUGGCAGCAAUCUUAAUGUGCAUUUGUUGCGACACACUGGCACUAAGAAUUACGAGUGCCAGGAAUGCAACGAAAAAUGCUACACAUUACAUCUGCUUCGACGCCAUCAAUUAAAGCAUACAGAGGGCCCGUAUGCGUGCACCUUCUGCGGACUACAAUAUAGUACGAACAGCUCCCGGGUGCGACACGAACGUGAAGCUUGCAAGAAAGGUCGAGGUCCACAAUCAAAAACGGAGCUAAUUAAGCGUGGUGAACGCACAUUUCACUGUGAUGUAUGUGAUCUUUGGUUCCUGCGCGCCGGCAAUUUAACUCAGCAUAUAAAUUCAUCAAAUCAUAUUGCUAACGUGCGGAUAAAAAGUAAAAAAUCCCAAUCAAAACAAAAGAGUUCGCUAAACAUAGGUGUCGCAUCAUAAAUAUAUGUUU
This is a messenger RNA of Drosophila navojoa, 1211 nucleotides long. RefSeq lists its product as uncharacterized. Gene Ontology annotation, cellular component: nucleus. Gene Ontology annotation, biological process: regulation of transcription by RNA polymerase II. Lineage: Eukaryota; Metazoa; Arthropoda; Insecta; Diptera; Drosophilidae. Gene Ontology annotation, molecular function: zinc ion binding; DNA-binding transcription factor activity, RNA polymerase II-specific. The record is from RefSeq and is a predicted model, not a curated record.